AAGGCUGGGAGGAACCGUAUUUAUGAUUGGUCUUUGGUUUCAGACUCUGGAUGUGGGUUGGUUGUUCGGGUAAAUGGGUCGGGUGAUCUCAGCUGAUACAACCAGCUCCAAAACGGACCGCAGGACCAAAGUUCUCACUUCAUUUUCAACACACUAAUCGACAGCUUGCCAUCUGAGAGGCAAAUAAAUAGUCCAACAUGUCUUAUGGUAAAGCAGAGUUCCGCCCUGUCCCUCGAGACUUCAGCUCUCUGAUUCAGACAUGCAGCUCCAACAUCCAGAAGAUCACACAGAACACUGCUCAGAUAAAGACCAUGGUGAAUCAGUUGGGAACCAGACAGGACACCAGCGAACUUCAGGACCGUCUGCAGCAGAUCCAACAUUAUACCAACCAGCUGGCCAAAGAAACCAACAAACAUCUCAAGGAGCUGGGAUCUGUCCCUCUGCCUUCAUCACCCUCAGAGCAGCGGCAGCAGAAGAUCCAGAGAGAUCGUCUGAUGAGUGAUUUCUCUGCAGCUCUCAACAACUUCCAGGUCGUCCAGCGCCGAGCAGCAGAGAAGGAGAGGGAGUCCAUAGCUAGAGCAAGAGCCGGUUCCCGUCUUUCAAACGAAGACAGUUUCCGGGACGAGAAACUCGUUUCUUUUGAUAACCAGGAGGACUGGGGUCAGAUGACCACACAGACUGAGGAGGUGGCCAUCACAGAGGAGGACUUGGAGCUCAUCAAGGAGAGAGAAACCAACAUCCGACAGCUUGAGUCUGACAUCUUGGAUGUGAACCACAUCUUUAAGGACUUGGCAGUGAUGAUCCAUGACCAGGGAGAGAUGAUCGAUAGCAUCGAGGCGAACGUGGAGAACGCUGAGGUCCAUGUAGAACGAGGGGCGGAGCAGCUCCAGAGAGCAGCGUACUACCAGCAAAAGUCCAGGAAGAAGAUGUGCAUCCUUGCCAUGGUGUGCUCCGUCGUACUCACCAUCCUCGCCAUCAUCAUCUGGUGGGUUUCAAAGUGAGCUGAUCGCACCACCAGCGUCCCACCCUCCCCCUCCCACCUGCUAAUACCUGCUUGGAAUCACAAACUAUAAGAAGACCAGCAGAGUCCAACCAUCUCAUGGCUGGUCAGCAUCAGUUCUGUGUCAUCUGAAAUGAUCACGUCUUUCUGAUUUGUAAAAUAGUUGAAACUGCUGCUGUAAGUAAGAAGGAAACCGAGGACUGAUGGUAGGGGAGACCCUGAGAUCUGAAACUCCGUCGUUGUCCUCAUAUAUUUAUCUCGUCUUAUAUUCUGCACUAAUACUAGCCACACUGUAUUUCACAUGUAAAAUAAGUGUCGGAGUGACUUAAAAACAUGCAUCUUGUCUUUAUAUCCUGUUAUUUUAAUGUUUUUUUCUGUAACUUGUGGGCGCUGCUGUGGUUCAUGGUCUCAUAGUGACACAGUAGUCUGGAGGUGGUCCAUGUUGUACAAGUUCAGCUGAGUCCACGUCUAAAGUCUGUGUUAUGAAGGACGAUGAAAUGAAAGAGUGAUCUUCAGAAAACAUGUUUUAAGUUAAUUUCUAUGACUCCAGACUGAAUAUGUAAUAAAUGUCUUAAAGCAC
Messenger RNA from Melanotaenia boesemani (Boeseman's rainbowfish), 1580 nucleotides. RefSeq names its product syntaxin 12 (gene stx12). Gene Ontology annotation, molecular function: SNARE binding; SNAP receptor activity. The record is from RefSeq and is a predicted model, not a curated record. The transcript has 10 exons. Gene Ontology annotation, cellular component: postsynaptic recycling endosome; SNARE complex; endomembrane system. The coding region runs from base 198 to 1001 and encodes 267 amino acids. Lineage: Eukaryota; Metazoa; Chordata; Actinopteri; Atheriniformes; Melanotaeniidae. Gene Ontology annotation, biological process: vesicle fusion; vesicle-mediated transport; intracellular protein transport.